GCGAAUGCUAGCAGCCAGAUUCCGUCCCACCUUUGGGGAAGCCGGGAGGUCCUUGGAACGCAUUAAUCAACUAAAACCCCUCGUCCACCCCGCGUCCGUCCGCCCGCCAUGGUCCGCAUUAUCCCCAAUCGACUCAAGCCGGGCUACAGCAACAGCUCGGCCGCCAAUUCGACGCCCAACAGCCGUAGUACGAGCCCGAUGCGCAGCAAAGGAGAUCCGGCGAGCCCAGAGGGCAGCAACAAGGACAAUGGCCUGGUCUUGAACGUCGUCAUCAUACGGGCCAGGGACCUUGCCGCCAAGGAUAGGGGAGGCACAUCGGAUCCGUACCUCGUCUUGACUCUUGGCGAAGCGAAGCACAUCACCCACACCGAGUCCAAAACGCUCAAUCCCGAGUGGCACGAGCAAUGCCAGUUUCCCGUCAGUGGCGUCCAGAGCCUGCUGCUCGACGUGUGCUGCUGGGACAAGGAUCGCUUCGGAAAGGACUACCUCGGCGAGUUCGAGGUCGCGCUGGAGGAGAUAUUCGCGGAUGAGAAGACGGAGCAGCUGCCGCGAUGGUACCCCCUGAAGAGCAAGCGCCCCGGGAAGAAGUCGAGCGUGGUGUCAGGCGAGGUUCUGCUGCAGUUCACGCUCCUCGACACCACCAACCCGCACGCCACCGACCAGCAGAUCAUGGAGAAGUUUGCCGCCCUUGUCAAGUCCGCAGCUGGCACCAACCCGUCGCGGAACCCCACGCCGUCUCGGACGCCUGUGCUAGUGCCAGUCGAGAAGGGGAAGGCGCCGUCGCCCUCUCCGCUGCUCGGCGAAAGCCAGACGGAUGACAACGACGAGGACGACGAAUCCGAUACGUACGAGGAUGAGACGCCCGAGGACGAAGACCCAACCAAGCCGGAAGCGGCGGAUAAGCGGCGGAGACGACUGCGGAUCAAGGGCCUGAAGCGCAAGAAGAGGGAGAACCCCUACGAGUUCAUCAACGGCGGCAGCGAUGUGGUUGGCAUCAUCUUCCUCGAGAUCUGCAACAUCCAGGACCUUCCGCCCGAGUCCAACCUGACCAAGACUAGCUUCGAUAUGGACCCUUUCGUCGUCGCGUCGCUGGGCAAGAAGACGUACAGAACGAAGACGAUCCGGCACAACCUGAAUCCCGUCUUCAACGAGAAAAUGAUUUUCCAAGUCCUUGCGCACGAGCAGUCGUACAGUUUCGCCUUCACCGUCAUCGACCACGACAAAUACUCGGGCAAUGACUUCAUCGCCACUGUCAAUUUCCCGAUACGGGAGCUUAUCGACAAGGCGCCCAAGGCUGACCCGGCGACGGGGCUUUACAACCUGAAGGAUGUGCCCGACUUCUCGGCUCCGGCGCAGCGUCCCCGCUUUAUGCGGCUAGGACUCUCUCGCACCUCGUCGACCCAGAGUAUAAGCAAGUCCGGAAGGCCGGCCCUGUCGAAGACUCCGUCCAGUACGCCUACCCCGGCCGUGACCCCGGGCCCUUCCCAAGGGCAGCCGGAUGGUGUUCCCGAGGGCGCACAGCCGGUGUUGCCUAGCACCGGCGCGCUCCACCCCGGGGACAAUGCUGUUGCCGUCGCAGCCUCUACGCUGGGAGAGACCACUCCAGAUGAGGAGUCGGAUUUCAUUCCCUACAUGCUCCCGCUCAAGAUGAAGAAUCUGGAGAAGUGGGAGGAUAAGCAUAACCCCCAGCUGACCAUCCGCGCCAAGUACAUGCCCUACCCAGCCCUUCGGCAGCAGUUCUGGAGGGCGAUGCUGAAGCAGUACGACACGGACGAGAGCGGGCGCAUCAGCAAGGUCGAACUGACCACCAUGCUCGACACGCUCGGUUCGACUCUGCGCGACUCCACCAUCGACAGCUUCUUCCAGCGUUUCCCUCAUAAGGCGAGUGAUAACGAUGAUGCGGAGGACCUGACGAUGGACGAGGCCGUCAUCUGCCUGGAGGACCAGCUGCAGGCCAAAUCGCGGCCGCAGGGCUUGGCGGAGCGUGCGAAGAAUCUAGGAGCAGAUGCGGCGGACAAGGUCAAGAAUCUCAUCCCAGGAAACGGUCCCGCUUCGGGAACUGAGACGCCAGCCGAGAGUGUUGAGACCUCGGAUUCCCAAGUCGCGGAGUCUUCCACCAUUUCGGUCCCAGAACUCAGUACGCCGGGCGAGGAAGGGGACUUCCUGAGCCGGGAUGAUCUGAACAACUCAGCAGAGGAGCAUGUGGUCGAGAUUCGCGAGUGUCCGAUCUGUCACCAGCCGCGCUUGAAUAAGCGCAAGGACACGGACAUCAUCACCCACAUUGCCACAUGCGCGAGCCAGGACUGGCGGCAGGUCAACAACCUAAUGAUGGGCGGCUUCGUCACGUCCAGCCAGGCGCAGCGCAAGUGGUACUCCAAAGUGAUCACCAAGAUCUCAUAUGGCGGCUACAAACUCGGCGCCAACUCGGCGAACAUCCUUGUGCAGGACCGGAUCACGGGUCAGAUCAACGAGGAGAAGAUGAGCGUUUACGUGAGGCUCGGCAUCAGACUGCUCUACAAGGGCCUAAAGUCCAACAACAUGGAGAACAAGAGGAUCCGCAAACUCCUCAAGAGCCUCAGCAUCAAGCAGGGCAAGAAGUACGACGAUCCGGCCUCCAAAGCCGAGAUCCCCAAGUUCAUCGCCUUCCACGGCCUGGACCUCUCCGAGGUGGCCCUCCCGCUCAGCGAGUUCAAGAACUUCAACGAGUUCUUCUACCGCGCGCUCAAGCCCGGCGCGCGGCCCUGCUCGGCGCCCCAAAACCCGCGCAUCAUCGUCUCGCCCGCCGACUGCCGCGCCGUCGUCUUCAACCGCAUCGAGACGGCCACCAAGGUCUGGAUCAAGGGCCGCGAGUUCAGCGUCAAGCGCCUCCUGGGCGACGCCUACCCGGAAGACGUGUCCCGCUACGAGAGCGGCGGCGCCCUGGGCAUCUUCCGCCUCGCGCCCCAGGACUACCACCGGUUCCACAUCCCCGUCGACGGCGUCAUGCGCCAGCCAAAGACCAUCCAGGGCGAGUACUACACUGUCAACCCCAUGGCCAUCCGCUCGGCGCUGGAUGUCUACGGAGAGAACGUGCGCGUGCUGGUGCCCAUCGACACCCCCGAGUUUGGGCGCGUCAUGAUCAUUUGCGUGGGCGCCAUGAUGGUUGGUAGUACGGUGAUUACGCGGCAGGAGGGCGAGGAGGUCAAGCGCGCCGAGGAACUGGGCUAUUUCAAGUUUGGUGGGAGUACCAUCGUACUGCUGUUCGAGCCCGGCCGGAUGGUCUUUGAUGAUGACCUGGUGGAUAACUCGAAUACAGCUCUCGAGACGCUGAUCCGUGUCGGCAUGUCAGUCGGCCACGCCCCCGGCGAGCCGCGGUGGACGCCCGACAUGCGCAAGGACGAGAACCAGAUCACCGAGGCCGACAAGGCCGAGGCCAAGCGCCGCAUCCAGGGACAGGUUGCCGAGGAGUCGCCGGACGAUAGUGGAAGCGGGGCCGACGUCGAGGAUUUCUCGCUCAAGGUGCCCAAGGUGCCUCCGAUGGCGUCCAUGGCUGGGUGAAAAAAAAAAAAAAAAACGGGUAUUGUACCGUUCUCCCGAGUUGUGUUGUGUCUGACUGGAGGGGGGUGGUGGUUUGUCUCCAUCGACGAUGAUUUGGGCGGGGGUUUUGGAGUUAGCAAUGUGCAUAUAUUGAUACAGUAGGCCUUGAGAAACGGGCUACAGAACGAACAGACGUAGGGGCGAGAAUUACAUACGCUUAGACAUGGGACGUUCUUUCAUUACCCGGGUUUCAUCUCUAGAGAAAGCAGGCCACGUCAACACCGUCGGGUUCUACAGGAAAGUCCAGUGCUGAACUCACCUACUGGUGCGCAAAACCUUAGGUGGGAAAAAGGAAGCCUCUAUAAAACUGACGGAUCUCGCUCAUCCCAUUACCCUCAAGCUCCCCUAUACCACGCAGUGCACGUAUAUUGUACAGA
Messenger RNA from Chaetomium strumarium, 3953 nucleotides. Its product is annotated as phosphatidylserine decarboxylase-domain-containing protein. Gene Ontology annotation, biological process: phospholipid biosynthetic process. The transcript has 5 exons. Gene Ontology annotation, molecular function: phosphatidylserine decarboxylase activity; calcium ion binding. The record is from RefSeq and is a predicted model, not a curated record. NCBI's taxonomy places the organism in Eukaryota, Fungi, Ascomycota, Sordariomycetes, Sordariales, Chaetomiaceae. Bases 109 to 3537 code for a protein of 1142 amino acids.